Molecule: messenger RNA, 3888 nt
Organism: Cyprinodon variegatus (sheepshead minnow)
Lineage: Eukaryota; Metazoa; Chordata; Actinopteri; Cyprinodontiformes; Cyprinodontidae
Gene: mgat4a
Product: mannosyl (alpha-1,3-)-glycoprotein beta-1,4-N-acetylglucosaminyltransferase, isozyme A
Exons: 16
Coding region: 845-2446 (533 amino acids)
Biological process (GO): protein N-linked glycosylation
Cellular component (GO): endoplasmic reticulum; endoplasmic reticulum-Golgi intermediate compartment; Golgi stack
Molecular function (GO): acetylglucosaminyltransferase activity
Source: RefSeq, a predicted model, not a curated record
CAGUCGUGACAGGUGGUCCCGUUAGUUACCAGAAACACGAUACGCCUGGGCUUCUUAUAAAGUGUAAAAAAUAACAGGAUUUCCGUUCGUUUCCGUGUUUAUGUUGACAGAAAUGGGAGGCGUAGAACGAGCAGCCAAAGACCAACAAAGAGAAAUAAAGCAAGUUCCGUUGUGAAACCUUAGUUUGGUGACUGCAGGUUGACCGACGCUGCCUGAACCAGCCAGAGGAGUUUAUUAGCCCACUUUAUGUUAGCUUGGUAGCUAACUAGCCAAACUGAACACUACGGUGGGCUGGAUCUGUCCUAACCGGUAAUACUUGGUGGCUUGUUGACAUUUCCCAGGAGAGGCAGCAACACGUAGCUCUCUAUUGUUAAACCCUCCUUUCUCUGUCGGCGGUUGCAGCGGAAUCAACGUGAUUUGAGGCGUAGCCUCGCGCUCAGCGUCAGAGAGCCAGCAGCCUAUCCCGGAGGAUCCGCCGUCAAACACUUGAAAUGCUUUCUACUUGGAACUUGUAGCCAGGGCGCCUGUAAAUACCAACCGAGGCGAUCAUGUAAGCUGUCUUCUCGUGAUAUAUCGGAUUGGAAAGGUAUAAGAAGAGCACAUUUCAGCUCAUCAAAGAAAAAAACGACCCGUGAAAAACGCAUAGAGCCCAAGGUUAGAUCCGAGAGCUGGUCUUUCUCUCUCAGCUGAGAAGCGGAGCGUUUCAUGGUUUGAAACGUCUGUGCGUCUAAAUCCUUCUCAACAUCCUGAGGGCAACAAGAGACGGACGGAAGGAGAGGAAGCGGAGGGAGGCAGGCAGCAGGAGCCCCGACAAUCAGCCGAGGAGAGGCAUCGCUGAAAUGAGAUGAGGCUCAGAAAUGGAACUGUGGCCACUGCGUUAAUAUUCUUCACAUCCUUCCUCAGCCUGUCCUGGUACACAGCAUGGCAGAACGGCAAAGAGAAGCUGAUAGCAUACCAACGGGAGUUCCAUGCUUUGAAAGAGAGGCUUCGAGUUGCAGAGCACAGGACUCUGCAGCGUUCGUCUGAGCUCAACCACAUUCUGGAGCAGUUCAGACGGGCCAUCGCUGAAACCAACAGCAGCAAAGAUGCACUAACAAACUUUUCAGAUGAGACUCAGAAGCUACUGAAGGAGCUCACAAACAGGAAACCUCUCCAGGUGCCAAACAUCUACCACCACCUGCCUCACCUUCUGAACAAUGAGGGCAGCCUGCAGCCAGCAGUGCAAGUCGGUCUUGGUCGCACAGGAGUUACCAUGGUGAUGGGAAUCCCCACAGUGAAGCGAAAGGUGAAGUCGUAUCUGUCAGAGACGCUGCGUUCGCUUAUAGACAAGCUCUCAGCAGAGGAAAAGCUUGACUGUGUCAUCAUUGUGUUUGUCGGGGAGACUGACCUGGACUAUGUCCACAGCGUGGUUGAUGGCCUGGAAAAAGACUUUUCUACAGAGCUCAACUCUGGCUUGGUGGAGGUCAUCUCCCCACCAGCUACCUAUUAUCCAGAUCUGACCAACCUAAAAGAGACUUUUGGAGACUCCAAAGAAAGAGUCAGAUGGCGAACAAAGCAGAAUUUGGAUUAUUCCUUUCUCAUGAUGUACGCUGUGAGCAAAGGGGUUUAUUAUGUCCAGCUGGAGGAUGACAUUGUGGCCAAGCCCAACUAUUUUGCCACCAUGAAGAACUUUGCCCUGCAGCUGUCUUCAGAGGACUGGAUGAUCCUGGAGUUCUCCCAGCUUGGCUUCAUCGGAAAAAUGUUCCAGGCUCCAGAUCUGAACCUCAUUGUUGAGUUCAUCUUUAUGUUCUACAAAGAGAAGCCAAUCGACUGGCUGCUGGACCACAUACUCUGGGUCAAAGUCUGUAACCCUGAGAAAGAUGCGAAACACUGUGAGCGACAGAAAUCCAGCCUUCGCGUGCGGUUUAGACCCUCUCUAUUUCAACACGUCGGACUCCAUUCUUCUCUUGCUGGAAAGAUUCAGAAACUGACGGAUAAAGACUUCCUGAAGCCGCUACUCCAUAAAAUGCAUGUUAACCCCCCUGCAGAGGUCUCCACUUCAAUGAAGGUUUAUCAGGGCCACACUCUGGAGAAGACGUACCUUGGAGAAGAUUUCUUCUGGGCCAUCACCCCUACUUCUGGAGACUACAUUUUAUUUAAAUUUGACCGACCGGUUAGCAUAGAAAGGUUCCUGUUUCGCAGCGGUAACCAGGAGCACCCAGGAGACAAGAUUGAGAACACCACAGUGGAAAUACUUCCUUCCUCGGAAAGUGGACUGCAGACCAAAGAGAAGUACAAGCGAACUGAAGAUCGCUUCUACAGGAUCGGUCAGUUUGAGAAAGGUGUGGCAGAGGGGGUUGUAGAUCCAGCCUUCAACCCAGUUGUUGCCCUUCGACUCUCAGUUCAGAAAAACUCUGCUGUGUGGGCCAUCCUUAGUGAGGUACAUAUAAAGAGGGUAUCUGGCUGAGUGCUCAGGAGGAGGUACAUGAAUCAUAGCCCCUGGAGGGCCAAAGUCUCCCAGACUGCUAAUGCGGGGUCUCUAGUACCUAGCAACCAGCAGAGAAGUCAUUAGAGCUUAGACUUGUCUAAGAAAUGCCAGCUCUCUGUCCUCGUUCUACCUGAUUUGCUUUGUUUUUGCUUCUUAUUUAUCAGUCUCUCCCUGACUUUCUUCAUGACUCCCACACUCUUGUGAUUUUAUUUUUGAGAAUGUGAAUACUACUGUCUGCAGUCAACAAGGAGGGUGUGAAGACAUCCGCUCGCAGCCUGGCUUCUCAGAGGAACAGUGUCGCAGAGCGGCUUUGAAUCCAAUCAGAUAAUUGCUGGAAGAAUGCACGCGGCUGAAUCUUUACAGGUGGGGGGAACCAAUCCACCUGGCCAGUGGUAGAGAUGAUGCCAAAUCCCUCUCACUUACUCAAUGCUGCCACAUGUGGGCGAGCAGGGGCAUUGCACUGUCUCUCGUGCCUCAGCAAACCCCAGCGAUGAUCAAGAAUGUUGACGUCUCCUAACGGUGGGCUGGCUCCAAAAGCAGCGGCGGAGGUCUAACACGGGACUCUAGAUGCACACCAGCCCAAACUGAUAUCUUCUCUUCACUCCAAUCAAACAGAUAUCCUGUUGUUAGGCUGGUGGGAGUAUUUUUCCAUAUAUUCCAACCUAAGGCAGCCUAUUGAUCCACAAAAAAAAUCAGCUGUAUGUCAUCAAAUCUCUCUCACCUCAAGGUCAUUUUAGGGUUAGCUAACAGGGACUUUAGCGAGGCAAAAUUUCCUCAAAGAAAUAUAUUGUUAUACUGAUAUAUUAUUAUUACAACUAUGACUGACGAUCUAUGAAGUUGACUUAAUUUAUUGAAAAUAAAUCUUUAAUUUGUACAAGAGUUAAAAUAUAUUUUAUUCUAAAAGAUGUUUAUGGUAGUUAUGAGUCUGUGUUUUUAUGGACUUUUCUUUUUAAUCUAAAUAGUUUCUGUAAUUUUUAGUUUUCAUGGCAUACAGCUCCUUGCAAAGUCUUGUGUCAACAAAUUCAUUUUCAUGGUAUUGAAAGUUAAACAGUAGGAGGAUUGUACUAGAUUCUGUUUUAGUUGUUGCAGGGUUCCUACACGUUUUAAUAUGAAACCUAUGUUAAAACAUUUUCCAAGAAUCUUCUGGGUUCCAAUUUAAAGAAAAAGAAAAUCAGACUUUCUAAGAAAUAAGGAGGUAAUUAUGUGGUUAUCACAUCAUAAUUGGUGUUAAUCUUUAUUUUAUGACUGUAGUGGGAGAGGAUGAGACAAUGAGGGGAAAAAAAUGGCCUGGAAGUGAUCAUUUUCUCUUAUAUUAGGAGGUUCAUAAAGUUAUUGUGCCUGCUGUACUGGGAAUGUAUCAAGACAAAUUAAGCUGGAGAUCCUAGUUCCAUAUGAUGAGACAAUGUGGCUGUAAAUACUUU